Molecule: messenger RNA, 1524 nt
Organism: Symbiodinium natans
Lineage: Eukaryota; Dinophyceae; Suessiales; Symbiodiniaceae
Source: the annotation of a GenBank genome assembly
AUGUCCAUGCAGGUUUUCGCGGGAGACUUCAAGCAGUUUUUCUGCCGCUACAACGAGCCUUCGUACAUCAAGCAGGUGAAGAUAGACAUUCUCACCAUGCUAGCAGACUUCAAUAGUGCCGAGCAUGUCGUGACCGAGCUCAGCGAGUAUGUCACUGAUGUGGAUGCGGAGAUUGCACGCAGAGCGAUUCGGGCAAUAGGCAAGAUCGCGGUGCACGUGCCCUCGACCUCCGAGAUGAUCGUCACUUCGUUGACUGGUCUCUUAGAGCUAGACAUCGACUAUGUCUGCACUGAAGCAGCUGUGGUCAUGAAGGACUUGGUCAGGAAGUACCCUGAGCAAUUCCAACAGGCCUCCGGUGCUGUGCAGAAGUGCCUGAGAAUAGUGACGGAACCCGAUGGCAAGAGCGCUUUGCUCUGGAUCCUUGGUGAGUAUGGCCUGCUCAUCGAGGAUGCGCCUUACUUGUUAGAGCCCAUGAUCGACAGCUUCACGGAGGAGUCUGGGGCUGUUCAGCUGGAGAUGCUAACAGCCGCUGUGAAGCUGUUCUUCUGUCGUCCGCCGGAAGUGCAGAAGAUGCUGGGCUGCCUGAUGCAGAAGGCGAUCCAGGAAUGUGCGCAUCCGGAUGUUCGAGAUAGAGCUCUUCUGUAUUACAGGCUGCUGCAGGUCUCUCCCGAGGAGGCCAGGCGCGUCAUCUGCGCACCCAAGGAGGUGGUCGAGGAGUUCCAGGAGGAGAUGGACGUCGACCUGCGGGAUAGAGUCUUCGACGAGUUCAACUCGCUUAGCACGGUCUACAAGCAGCCAGCCUCCAAGUUCAUCCAGGUGAGCGGGAGCCCCUUCGUAGCCAUGAAGAUGCAGCCGCCGGCGCUGCCCGAGGGCAUGGAGAUGCCCCCGACGCCGACGCAGCCGUCUAGAGUGAAUGGGCAAGCGGCCGCCCCUCCUGAGAUGCUUCCUGACUUCGCCUCUCCAGCGCCCGCGGAAUCGGCGGACCUCCUUGGAGGAGGGCUCCUGGACGACGUCCCUGCACCCGUGCAGACGGCGCCCAAAUCCUCCCCUAGCAGCGGCGGUGAUCUCCUCGGCAUGGAGGACCUGCUUGGCGGCCUCGGAUCCGAGGUUCCGGUCGCUGCGCCGCCCGCAGCUCCCCCCGAGUUCAGCCUGGCCAUGGACGCCUCCAUGGACGGCAACAGCUUUCAGGCGCGGUGGUCGCAGUUGCCGCAGCUUCCGGUGUUGAACUGGCCCAUGAGGCCCGGCAGCGCGUCGAACACAGGCGCCGUCGAGGCUGCCCUGAGACCACGAGGCAUCUUUGUCAUAGCGAGUGGCACGGUCGGCCAGAGCAUGAAGUUUUACUUCUAUGCACGGCAGGCUGGCCCAACACAGGCUCCUGCCGGAGUCUGGUUUUUGCUUGAGGUGAUCAUGGCAUUAGCGGCGAGCUCCUGUCAAGUGACGCUCAAGGUAGAUAACGCUGGCCCCACGGCCGUUGACCAGUUCCAGGAUGUGCUGCGCGCGUCGCUGGCACCCUUCCUCGUUUAA